GAAUCCGCCGCGAGAUCGAGAAAUGGACUCCGAGGCCGCAGCGACCGGCAAGACGACGAAGGGCGCUGAGACGGGCGAGGUCUCCGCUGUGCCGGAAGACUCGCACACGCACGACCCGUCGCAGACGGAAGGAGAGACCAAGGAGGACACCAAGGAGGACGCCGCUGAGGCCAGCAAGAAGAAAAAGAAGAAGAAGAAGGCGAAAGGUAACAAAGGAGAGGACGCCGAGACUGGGAUUCCGGAAGAGGAGGCCGAGCCCACGGAGCCCGUGGCCUUGGAGCCGGCGACUGCGGGUUACAACGGCGGGGGCGUUGCUCCCGCCGUGGAGGAGGCGCCCGAGGACGAGGCUGAUCAGGAGGCCGAGGAGGGCGACACAGGCAAGAAGAAGAAGAAGCGGCGAGGCGGAGGCAAGAAGAAAGGCGGUGGUGGCACCUCCAGUGGACUUGACGGCAUUGCCAACUACGGCAUCUCCGACGAGGACUUCGAUGCAUGGUGUCAGAAGACACUUGAGGCCACGGCCAACGAGUCUGAAAAGAUGACGUCGCAAGAGCUCCAGAAGCCUCCCAGGGAGUUCUGGGGCUACCAGUACUCCGGGCUUCUGCGUCCCGCUUACGUCUCCAAGCAGCUCAAGAUGCCCGAGGGCACGCUGCUCCCGGACUAUGCCCUCCAAGCCGAUGGCUCCAGCGCCUGUGAGCGCCAGGGGCUGAAAGAGGUUCCCGUCUUGGAGGGCAAGGACCUCGAGACCAUGCGGAGAGCCUGCAAGCUGGGUCGCGAGGUUCUGGACACCGCUGCCCGCUUCAUGCGGCCAGGCGUCACAGGGGAUGAGAUCGACCGCGUGGUCUACCAGGCGUGCAUCGAUCGCAAGAUCUACCCCAGCCCACUGAAUUACUAUCGCUUCCCCAAGACGCUCUGCGUCUCAGCGAACGAGGUGAUUUGCCACGGCAUUCCGGACUGCCGCCCCUGUGAGGAGGGAGACAUCGUGAACUUAGACAUCAGCAUUUACUUCGAAGGCUUCCACUCAGAUCUCAACGAGACCUUUUUUAUCGGAGAUUGUGAUGAAGAUUCUCAGCGGCUGGUGAGGACAGCCUACAAUGCCCUCUUCGCUGCAGCACAGAUGAUCCGUCCGGGGACCUUCUAUCGAGAUUUAGGUGCCGCCAUCCAGUCAGAGGCUUCCAAGAACGGCUGCGCCAUCGUCACCACGUACUGCGGGCAUGGCGUGGGUAAGUUGUUCCACGGACCGCCGAAGGUGCCCCACUACAAGAAGAACAAGGCCGUGGGCAUCAUGAAGCCCGGCCACGUCUUCACCGUUGAGCCCAUGUUGAACCUUGGGGGUAAUGGCGGCGACAGGACCUGGCCCGACAACUGGACCGCCGUCACUCGAGAUGGCAAGAGGUCCGCCCAAUUCGAGCACACCUUCUUGGUCACCGAGACCGGCUUGGAAGUCCUCACUGCGCGGCCUGGCACCGACCCGACGCAGAUGCCAGCCUACAACCCGGUGAUGGCCCCGGGAAAGGGCAGUGCCCCGGCCGUUCUCUCUCAGAUCUCCUCUGUUGCCUGCGGUGAGGCCAUGUUCCAGAGGAAGUUGCGGGCCAAGCUUGCUGAGAAAGACAGCGCGUGGUCUAAGUCUGCUGCAGCGAAUCACGACACCUAG
Symbiodinium necroappetens is the source of this 1651-nucleotide messenger RNA. The record is from the annotation of a GenBank genome assembly. Lineage: Eukaryota; Dinophyceae; Suessiales; Symbiodiniaceae.